GAUGGUACAUACUGUUGGUGCUGCUCUAACUGCUCUGUCAUUGAUUCAGUAGUAACACAGUCCUCAGUCCACAGCCUGCCUGCCUUCAGAGAGAGAGCCAAAGCAGGAAGAAAGAAAGAGAGGACAUAAGGAGAGAAGAAAAGAGAGUGAUUGUGAGAGAGAGAAGCAGGGAAAGCAUCCAGCCAUCUGUCUGUCUCCAGUCUGAAAGCCACAGCCGCCCUCUUUGUUUGGCGUCCCUGAUAUGACCCUGUUUAAAAGUGAGCACCACCGCAGCCCACGAUACAUUAGCAUGAGUGGAGAGCUGAAGUCCAGCCGUUCCAGGACCAGCAGCAAGAGACCCAGCAGCAAUCCAUACGGAUCUGACUAUGACCUGGACUAUGAGUGCUAUCAGGAGGACCUCUAUGACAGGAUGUAUGACUACCAGCGCGUGCCAGCUUCCCUACCUCCCCUGUCCCAGGGACCUAGCCUGGCCAAACGACCCCGCUCCUCCUCCACUUCCUCUGGGCACAGACGUAGCCGAGACAGGCCCCCCUCCAAGAGCUCCAGAGCCCACUCCACCAGCUCCAACAGGGCCAAGUUGCGGAUGGAGGAGCUGCAGGUCAUUAAGAGGGAGCUGACCCUGAUAAAGACACAGAUUGACGGGCUGCUCGACAACCUGGACAGGAUGGACACACAGAGGCGGGACCACACAGGAUCUCCCGUGAGGGAGGGCAGUUUGGCCGGGUCACCGUACCCCCCCUCCGCCAGCAGCGGUGACCGCUCCCCCUCCCCCCUAUCCCCCCCACGCCACUGCAUCCAGAGAGAGAGCCCCGAACUGGGGGAGGCCAGCGACGAUGAUCACACGAUGAAUAACCACAGCUCUGACCCUGAGGACGAGAUGUGAGGAUGGAAACAGAGAAGAAACGGAGGAUCGCCAGACAUAGAGGAAGAGAACAUCUGUCUUGUCAAGAAGUUACCAUGCCAACAACUGAUUCAGAGGCCCCACUCCUGUCGAACCAACCAGUUACAUUGUAUUCUAUAUCCACAUAUACAUCAACAGCACACAUACACAGACACACUGUAAUUACAGUUGAUCAGAAAUCAAGUAUUUCCCUUGGAUAUUCACCACUGAGAUCAGCUUAGAUUACACACACAUUUUAUCUGUAGAGUGUAAUUCUUAACCAGAACAGGAAAGUGAAAUCAUUUCUAUAUUCAUAAUUUUCUUAUGUUCUUUUUAGUCCGUCUUCAUAUUUUCCAGAAAAACAUUCUGAUUACCAGUUCGUAUAAAUUUGACAUGCAUAUUGAGAGAGUGAGGGUAUUUGAAAUGAGCAUACUAUAGAUGUCGCAAUCAUAGUUUUUCGGUGACUUGAGUUACUUUGUUUUAUGUAUAUCAUAUCACUGCCAGAGCAUGAGUCCAUCAGUUGAUACCCCCUUAUGUCUGUGUAAUGUUAUCUCCCUGCUGUAUUACUACCUGUCUGUAUUAGGUAUGAGGAGACAGUAGCCCAUCUCUUCCUCUAUGUACCUGGCGCUAUGAGCUGAGGAAAGGCCCCGGCCCGGUCCAUGCGUAAUAUUGUGUAUUACUGUAAAACUUUACUGUAUUAGGUCAGCUGUACGAUUUUAAUCCAGCAUUUUAUUUUAGUUUUUUUUUAUUUGGUCGUGUUUUUUAAAGCGAGAAGAAAACAACAAUGAUAAUUGUUUAUUAUAAUUCCAGUGGUGUUAGAUGUUUUGUUAGUUCUGUUUGCAUUCAUGAAGAAGCCAAGUGGAAACACUACUCACACUGUCACAGUAGUAAAGGUAUUUUCAUAUUGAUUAAAAACACCUCUGGGAGGAGUGUUUUUUUAGUGUGUGUGUGUGUGCGUGUGUGUGUGUGUUUGUUUGUUUUGGUUUUACUAUCCUUGUGGGGGCCAGAAGGAAGUUUUCGACAAGUGGGGACAUUUUGCCAGUCCCCACAAGAAAAUAGGUUAUUUAAGGCUUAGGGGUUAGGGUUACAAUUAGGGUUAGGAGUCAGAUUUAGAGUUUGUGGUUAGGGAAAAUAGGAAUCAGUUGCUUGGUUCCCGUGUCUGUGUGUGUGUAAUAAAGGGAAACAGGAUGAAAGGCAAUGCUGUAGUGUGUGUAAUGCUGCCUGGACAACAAACAUUGUAAAGCUCAAUAUCAGACACAGCGGAACGUGUGUAAACUGUGUGUGUACAGUAUGUGAGUGUUACAGAGAGGAUGGGGAGAGCAAGAUGCUUUUUAUCUCUCAGAAUCACCUUUAUUUGCGAAGUACAUUUACACAUACUCAGAAUUUUAUUCGGUGAUAUGUUGUUGCAGUUGCUAGCGAUAGACAACAUUUAGAGACAGAAUACAGACAGUGGAGUUUCAACAACGUUUACAUACAGUACAUUUGGAAAGUAUUCAGACCCCUUAACUUUUUCCACAUUUUGUUAAGUUACAGCCUUAUUCAAAAAUGUAUUAAAUACAUUUUUUCCCUCAUCAAUCUACACGCAAUACCCCAUAAUAACAAAGCAAAACCUUUUUUUUUUAAAUGUUUGCUAAUGUAUUAAAAAAUAUAUAUUUAAAAAAUGUUACAUAAUUAUUCAGACCCUCUUUGCUAUGAGACUCGAAAUUGAGCUCAGGUGCAUCCUGUUACCAUUGAUCAUCCUUGAGACUCUUCCUAGAGCUGGCCGCCCAGCCAAGCUGAACAAUCAGGGGGGAAGGGCCUUGGUCAGGGAAGUGACCAAGAACCCAAUGGUCACUCUGACAGAACUCCAGAGUUCCUCUGUCGAGAUGGGAGAACCUUCCAGAAGGACAACCAUCUCUGCAGCACUCCACCAAUCAGGCCUUUAUGGUAGAGUGGCCAGACAGAAGCCACUCCUCAGUAAAAGGCACAUGACAGCCUGCUAAGAAUUUGACAAAAGGCACCGAAAUUACUCUCAGACCAUGCAUGAGAAACAAGAUUUUCUGGUCUGAUGAAAUCAAGAUUGAACUCUUUGGUCUGAAUGCCAAGCGUCACGUCUGGAGGAAACCUGGAACCAUCCCUACGGUGAAUCAUGGUGGUGGCAGCAUCAUGCUGUGGGGAUGUUUUUCAGAGGCAGGGACUGGGAGACUAGUCAGGAUCGAGUGAUAGAUGAACGGAGCAAAGUACAGAGAGAUCUUUGAUGAAAACCUGCUCCAAAGUGCUCAGCACCUCAGCCUGGGGACGAAGGUUCACCUUCCAACAGGACAAUGACCCUAAGCACACCGACAAGACAACACUGGAGUGGCUUCGGCACAUGUCUCUGAAUGUCCUUGAGUGGCCCAGCCAGAGCCUGGACUUGAACCCGAUCGAAAAUCCCUGGAGAGACCUGAAAAUAGCUGUGCAGCGAAGCUCCCCAUCCAACCUGGCAGAGUUUGAGAGGAUCUGCAGAGAAGAAUGGGAGAAACUCCCCAAAUACAGGUGUGCCAAGCUUGUAGUGUCAUACCCAAGAAGACUCGAAGCUGUAAUAACUGCCAAAGGUGCUUCAACAAAGUACUAAGUAAAGGGUCUGAAUACUUAUGUAAAUUAAAUGUAAUUAAAUGUAAUUAUUUAUUUUUAUUGCUAACAUUUCUAACAAAAACAGUUUUUGCUUUAUCAUAAUGGGCUAUUGUGUGUUGAGUGAUGAGGGAAAAAUAUAUGUAAUCAACUUUAGAAUAAGGCUGUAAAGUAACAAAAUGUGAAAAGUCAAGGGGUCUGAAUACUUUCUGAAUGCACAGUUCAUUAUAUACAACUAGCUUCUAAACUGGAUUGAAAGGGAAAUAAAGCAAUUUAUAGAGCAGUGCUGGGAUGUUUUUAAGCUUGCUCCCCUGUGCAGAGCAGUAGGCGACUGAACCGAUGUUAGGCUUCACAAUUAUGCUAAUAAUGACAUUUAGGCCUAAAAUCCUCACUAUUAUCAUUAUUAAGGACUUAUCUAAAGUGUGCUAAAACGCACUUUGACCCAAGCCUGUUUCCAAAACUGUUAAAGGGCCAUUUGUGACUGGGAUGUUUGCAUACUCUUAACCAUUAAUAAAUGCUGAUGUUCCUCCCAACGAGAUAUGUACAUUACAACAGCAAACAGAGCAGCCCUAGUCAUAUGAAUAACCUUGUGAGUUUUGAACUUGUGCUUAAAAUCUGUUACAGUUAAUUCACUGUAAAUGCCAUACUUUUCAAUAGAGGGGGAAACUGGUUUGGGAUGACUUUGAAAGCAGCGCGCAUGAGUACCAGCAGAUUACAGCACAUACAGGAUUAUUUUGGGGGGGGUGAAUACACGGUAGGCUAAUAUAUUGCUUUUGAUUUUUAGAAAGUGUUUUUUGUAUUACAAUAUUAUAAACCUACAUGAUUGGCGUGUGACAUUCGUUUGUCUGCAGGAUUGUUAUGAAAUGUAUGAAAGUAAUAAAGCGAAAGUAAAAGAUGGUCAAUUUAACAAAUGUUGGGUUUGUU
Molecule: messenger RNA, 4393 nt
Organism: Oncorhynchus nerka (sockeye salmon)
Lineage: Eukaryota; Metazoa; Chordata; Actinopteri; Salmoniformes; Salmonidae
Product: RNA-binding Raly-like protein
Exons: 7
Coding region: 242-883 (213 amino acids)
Cellular component (GO): nucleus
Molecular function (GO): RNA binding
Source: RefSeq, a predicted model, not a curated record